AUGAAGGCUAGACUGUCGUUCCUUCUCUACGCACUAAGGACACUCAUACUCAUCAGCCUUUCGGCAGCAUACACUCCACUGCCUGAUGAAGCUCUGAAGGGGAUCCCUCGCCCUGGCGACGAUUUCAACAUCAGAAAUGGCAAGCUGCUUUCCCAAAUCCUCCAACCUAGAGUACCUGGCGGCCCAGGCUCUGCCGCCGUGCUCAACCAUUUUGCAGAAUUUUUUGGAAGCGAACUUCCAGAAUGGACUAUCACAUACCAGAACUCCUCCUCCACGAUCGCUGUGCUGGGAAACAAAGAGAUGCCAUUUGUCAACAUGAUUGCGACCAGAGAUCCUCCCUGGUCGAACCCCGGAGAAGUUGGCUAUCUGACACUGGUCGCUCACUACGACAGCUUAAUGAAACCCGAAGGCUUCAUUGGCGCCAUUGAUAGCGCUGCUCCCUGUGCCAUGCUCAUGCACACAGCUAAGAGUCUGGAGGAUGCCCUCACGAAGAAAUGGGCUGGGAUGGUAGAAGCUGGAGACCAUGAUUUCGAGGACCACAAAGGCCUGCAAAUAAUACUGCUGGAUGGCGAGGAGGCUUUCGAUACCUGGUCUGACACCGACUCGAUCUAUGGAGCAAAAUCACUGGCUGCGGAAAUGGAAUCAACUUAUCAUCCGGCACUUUCGACCUACCACAACGCACUAUCGACCAUCCACCUGUUUGUGUUACUCGAUCUGCUGGGUUCGAGGAAUCCCAAAGUCCCAAGUUACUUCAAGGUCACGCACUGGGCAUAUAAGAAGAUGGCGGAUCUGGAAAAGCGCCUUCGCAACCACUCCCUCUUCGAGUCAUCCGGGUCCUCAUGGUUCUACGAUGUAGAUAAAAGCAAUGAUCGAUGGAUGGGUGGAAUGAUUGGAGAUGACCAUGUACCCUUCAUGGCCAGAGGGGUGGACGUGUUGCAUCUGAUACCAUCACCGUUCCCUCCAGUAUGGCACAAAAUGAGCGACGAUGGCGAGCAUCUGGAUAUGGAUACCACGGAGGAUUGGGCUGUGCUGGUGACAGCUUUCGCUGCGGAAUGGAUGGAUUUAGGGAAUUACAUGGGCGUAAAGUCGGACCAUAAGAGAGCGUCGCGCGAUGAUCAGGUGGAAAGAAUCAUCAGCAAAACAGAAUUAACCUGA
Molecule: messenger RNA, 1155 nt
Organism: Letharia columbiana
Lineage: Eukaryota; Fungi; Ascomycota; Lecanoromycetes; Lecanorales; Parmeliaceae
Exons: 2
Coding region: 1-1155 (384 amino acids)
Molecular function (GO): zinc ion binding; glutaminyl-peptide cyclotransferase activity
Source: RefSeq, a predicted model, not a curated record